AAUUCUCUUUCCAAAAUGUUGCAAAACAGGAGACGAGGUUACUAUCCCACUUUCCCCCACAAAGCCACAGCACCUAUUGAUUAUUAACGAAGACAAAACAAAAAAAGACAGAAGGUAGACUUGAAUUCACAUUCACCCACUCUGGGCUUCAUUGACCACAAGAGCAUUGAAGAAUACAGCAGGAAAGAUGGUUGAAGACCCCAGAUUGCGGCCUGUCUUAAUCUUGAUGGUACAACUGUUUUUCCUUAUUGUUGCUGCAGAAUCUAAAGGUCUCCUAGGAAGCCAACAAUGCGCUGAAUUCCAGUCUGCAAGCCUCUUGCGCGGUACCAGUCUCAGAGUUCAGUUUCUUCUGUUCACCUCCUCAGACCCCAGCUGCGGACAGCUACUUUCAAUAAGUGAUGACAUUCGGAACUCCAGCUUCAAUGCCAGCCUGGGCACUAAAAUUAUUAUCCAUGGUUUCAGGGCACUAGGCACAAAGCCUUCAUGGAUAGAUGGGUUAAUUAAGACCUUGCUACAGUCAUCUCAAGCCAAUGUGAUUGCCAUUGACUGGGUUCAUGGAGCCACAGCAGCCUAUCCCACUGCAGUGCAAAAUGUUACAAUGCUGGCACUGGAAAUAUUAAGUUUCCUUUACAAGUUGCUGGCCCUGGGAGUGCCAGAGUCAUCCAUCCACCUUAUUGGGGUGAGCCUUGGAGCACACGUUGGAGGCCUCGUUGGCUAUUUCUGUGGAGGCCGCCUGGGAAGGAUUACUGGUCUGGAUCCUGCAGGCCCCAAGUACACCAGAGCCAGCCCUGAAGAGCGCCUGGAUCCUGGAGACGCUCUCUUCGUGGAAGCCAUCCACACAGAUACAGACAAUUUUGGUAUCCGGAUCCCUGUCGGUCACAUUGAUUACUACAUAAACGGAGGCAAAGAUCAGCCUGGAUGUCCUCGAUUCAUCUCAUCUGGCUAUAACUAUGUAAUUUGUGAUCACAUGAAGGCGGUGCAUUUCUACAUUAGUGCCUUGGAGGAGUCUUGCCCUAUGAUGGCUUUCCCUUGUUCCAGUUACCACAACUUCUUGGCUGGCCACUGCUUAGACUGUGCUGAUCCAUUUUUGUUCUCUUGUCCCAGAAUAGGACUGUUGGACAAUGCAGGAGUCAGUCUGAGAGAGCUGCCCAGAGAGGUCAAAGUUUACUUGGCCACAGCGGCAGCUGCACCAUACUGUGUGUAUCACAGCUUGGUGGAAUUUCACUUGCAGCAGAGCAGGACUUUGGAUAUCAGUAUUAAGAUCACCUUCCUCAGUGGCAACUCCUCAUUCAGCACCACCAUAACCAUACCCCAGCAGCAGACCCUGGGCAAAGGCCUGCUGACUCACUCUGCCCCCCUGUGCCAGAUGGAGAAGGUGAUGUUGCAGUACCAGUCCAGGGCCUGGUGGAAGAAGAAGGACAAGGCCCCUGUUACUGGCCGCUUCUGUACUGCUCCCCUGCCAGUAUAUACACGUGAGAAGACAUUCUGCCUGCCUCAGAUGCUGACUUUGAUGAGAAGCAACAACCUUCCCCAUGCUCUGGCCAUUGUCUGUGACUAGCACAGCUUUGCCUGGAUUUGGAUACAGAGGUGAUAACAGGCCCCCCAAGGAUGAAGACAGACAUUUUCUUAACUAAAAUGUGGUGGAAGUGAUUUCUCUGCCUUGAAAAUAAAUACCUCAGAAGGCUGUCAGUGGAUGUCUAAACCACUUCCACCAUACUUUAGAAUGCAUGUCUUCUCCCAAAGAUACUCACUUUUGCAAUAUGGAAGAAGGCCAAUUCAAAGUGCUGGUUCUCACCUUUAAAACCCUUCAGGACUUAGUACCUGAUUACCUGCAGGACCGCCUCUCCUGGCCAGUCCUGUCCCAUCCUGUGAGAUCUUCUCAGGUUGCCCUUCUUUUGGUCACUGGUCUCAGAGAGGUCCAUAGUACUAGGGCCUGUGGAAGGGUUUUCUCUGUUGCUGCCCCUUCACUUUGGAAUUAUCUCCCCCACCAGAUUCGGUCUGCCUCCUCCCUUUCAGCCUUCAAAACCUUAUUGAAGAUGUUUCUUUUCCGCCAGGCUUGUGUGUGUGUGUGUGUGUGUGUGUGUGUGUGUGUGUGUGUGUGUGAUUUAUUAUUUCCCCUCCCCCUUAAAUCUCAGAUGCUGUUCUUGUUUGUACACCACCCUGAGUCUGUGGAUUGGGUGGUGUAUUAAAUCGCUUAAUUAAAUUAAAUCAAAUCAAAUCAAAUAUACAACAUGUGUAUAGAACUGUCAGGAUGACAAGGAAGCACCUUCAUUGUGUUCAACUCCUAUUCCUCUCUAGGGUCUCAAAUACAUUUUGCAAAUUGCAGCAAAAGCUGUCCAUGGUGCUGACUGGUUGCUUCUCCCCCAAAAUGGCACCAAGACGCACCCUCAGUCCCAGAACAGCCACUUUCAAGAAAGUUUCUCUUUUUUUCCAUUAAUAAGGCAAUAAAUGAGCAGGUAAGUACAUGAAUUUUCAUGUGCUGCCUUUUAAUAGGUAUUUAUAUAUAAAGGCCCGCUUGAAGCAUGGAGAAGGGGCAAGACUGGCAGCUGAGCCAGCAUAACCGGUAGGAACAUUUGUCAUUUCUGUUGUGAAGCCAGCUUAGAACCGCUGAAGAACACUAUCAGCUCUUUUACUAGUACAUCUGUCUUCACCCAGCUAUUGAGAGAGAGAGAGAGAGAUGAGUUUAUUCGGUCAUUGACCUGCAAACUAUUGAAAAACAAGAACAAAACCCUAUGAGUUUUAUUAUUAUUAUUAUUAUUAUUAUUAUUAUUAUUAUUAUUAAUCAUCAUAUUUUUAUACUGCCUGGUAUGUACAUCUCUAGGUGGUGUACAAAAUUUAAGAUAUUAAAAAUAUCACAGAUUAAAAUACAUGAAACACAAUAAAAACAAUAGAAUAAAACAUAUUAAAAGUGUUAAAAUUAAUUCUAAUUAAAAGUUUGCAAGAACAGGAGAGUCUUGAGGGUCUUUCUGAAAACAAACAGAGAAGGAGAUGCUCUUAUUUCAGCAGGGAGCAUAUUCCAAAGCCCUGGGGCAUCGACAGAGAAAGUCUAGUCUUGAGUCACCACCAGACAACCUGGUGGCAACCAUAACCGGACUUUUCCAGAAGAUGGUUAUCAGGCAGCAGAGUUCAUGACAAAGAAGGCACUCUCUUAAAUACCCUGGACCCAAGCUGUUAAGGGCUUUAUAGGUGAUAACCAGCACUUUGUAUUUCACCCGGAAACACAUCGGCAGCCAGUGCAAUUAUUUCAAAACUGAUGUUAUAUGAUUUUUGCUUCUGGGAUAUUAUCUGCCACCAGAGAGCAAGGUGACUGACACAGCUACAGGAAAAUAAAGGUUCUAAGCACAGAAGGGAAGAGUUUUGCAUCUCUUGUGCUAUCAAGGCAAGUGUGUUGCUACAUAAAUCUAAUCACACAUUUUCCUUGGGGCUUCAUCAAAAGUAAUCCAUUUACUUCAGAAAAACAUUUGGUUCUUCUUUUAAGGCUUUCCCCUCUCACUAAGUACAUCAGGAGCGCUCUCAACUCUGCCCAAGGAGUCACCACAAGGAGAUAAUGUUUUAGGGAGGGCUGCAUUUCUUGUUUCAAAGCUGAACAAACUUGGUCUGCAUGGUGUCUGUUAGAUAUGCAUUGUUUCCAGAAGAUGAACUCUUGACUGGUGAUUUUAAAAGGUUCAUUAUCCCUCAGCUCUUGCUUCAUUUGAUACUUAAUAUUCUAUUUUCUCUUUUUGGCACCAAGGCAAGGAACCAUUCAAAGGCCCACCUGUUUAUUGAAUAUGACUGAAUUAAAUCACAGACUGCGGAAGAAUAUAGAUACUCAGGAUAUGGCCCCUUUAAAGUUAUCAGUCCAAAGAAAUGAAAUACUGGCGCUGUUCUCAGGAGCAGCCAAGUCUGAGCUAAAGCAGCUAAGCCCAGGCUUGGCUGCCCGUGGAAGCCGCCAGGAGGCAUGUGCCUCGGUGCAAAUCCAGCUAAGAGUCUGGGCUCUUAAACAACGUUAAUGGAGCGAGCUUAACCCUUAAGCCCAUUUACUUGCUCAUGUGUCAUCAACGGCGGCCUUCAGCUGGUGCUGAAACGCUGACAGGUGCCCGCCCAUCGCUGGGGCAUACCCACAAUGCACCACACACUUGUGUGGUGCAUUGUGGGAUCCCCAGAGGCUGGGGCAAUGAGUCCCGGCCUUAGAGCAAUCUGCCCUGCUCCAUUCUGCAUGGAGCAGUGCUGAUUGUGUGGGAGCUCGGAGCGCACUCCCAUCAGGCUUACAAGGAUCGGCUGGGGGGAAAGGCAACGUUGGGGAAGCCUUCCCCCUGCCUGCCCAGUAGGUCGUGUGAAUGGCCUCACUGUGUUUAAAGAACCUUGGCUUUAUUAAAUCAACACACUUGCUCAACAGUGAGAAUAUGCAGGAAUGUACCUAAUACAAGUGCCAAAUAUUGUUUGCUAAAUAAUAGUGCCAAAUAAUAAUAGUGCCAAAUGUUGUUUGCUAAAGUUCAUAUGAAGAUUAGCUGAAUGUGCAAAUCCACAUUAUCAAGAAGAAUAUAAGGGAAAAAUUCAGAAAGUGGAUAUCAAGCAACUUCAAAAAAUAUUAUAUCCCAGUGUGUUCUCAGCAAAGAUGCUAUUCAUUGGGAGAGAGCUUUAAAAUGAAAAUAAGACAUUGGCACCCAUACUGCACAGGGAACCGCCUGUCAAAAGGGGAUGCAUGCCCACGCACCAGCCACUGUGAAGCACACUGGAGGAGACUGCGGAGGCAGGUCGCUGCAUGCCUACGAAGCGUUGAGAAAAGGCAGUUGCAAUGGUGGCACUCCCAUCAUGAACAAUGGAAGUACCGUUACAACGGCAUUUCCCAGUGCUUCGUAGGCAUGCGGCCGCCCUCCACAAGCUGCGCAGGCCUGCUUUACCGUGGCUCACAAGGAUCACGCUCACCUUUCCCUUUGAUCGGUAGUUGCCUGUGCACACGAUGGGAACAUUAACGAUUAAAAAGUAAUCAAACUCUAAAAACGUGUAUAUAACAUUUGCAGCACCUAGUUCUAAGAUGGUAUAUCUAACUUCUACAAAUAAUUAUAAGGCUUUUCAACCAAGGUAAUCUAACCAUUGGCUGAUAAUGAAAGUGAGAAGAGUGAAAAUACAGGCUAGAGAAAGGCUGUUAAAAGUGAGUCACAGAUAGGCCACUUUGUGUUCUGAAAAUCCUGCCUAAUGAAGCCUGCACACAUUGAGCAUUUGCAAGCACACAGUGGGAGUUCUCAUGCAACUCUCCCAGUUCUCUAACAUGCACUCGGGAUGUGCAUGAACCUGUUCGGAGGCCCGUAAAAGGGCCUCCAAACAGGUUUGAAACUGGUCGGCUUGAAUGUUUAGCAGGGGUGGGGGUAGGACAAAGGGUGGGGGAAGGUGCAUUUACCCCUCCCCUCGCUUCCCCCACCAGUUCUGGAUUUUCGUAAAAUACCUCCCUGUGUACCUCCCUGCCGCCCCUUCUCCUUCUUCGGCCAGAAGUGGCCGGAAGUACUGGGUGGCGCACGCAUGCCAGGCACGUGCGCACACAUGUCAGAUGUGCAUGGUCAUUACGUGUGCCCGUGCGCCUACCGUGCACACACGCACCCGGUACUUCUGGCCACUUCCGGCCAAAGAGUGAGAAGGGGGGGCAGGGAGGUAUGCUGCUGCCCUGAGGCAUUUUACAUAACGGUUGUUGUGAACCGCCCUGAGACCUUGGGUUAGGGCGGUAUAGAAAUGUGUUAAAUAAAUAAAUAAAUAACUCCCGCGCUGGCGGGGAGGGAGCUGUGGGAGGGGUAAGUGCACCCUCCCCCACCCUUAAAGUCCUACCCCACACCCCUUCUCACCAAGUCCACCCAGUUCCGUGCACAGCCCUAACAUGCACACUGUUGCACAAGAGCACAAAUACUUCCAUGCACUGCCCACCUUCUGGAAAGGCUCUGAGAGGAUGAGGAAACCCAGCACCGGCCCUCAGCAAUGCGUAUCCACUCCUAGAGAGCAGUUCCAGGGCACUGGCAGCGCUUGGAAGUAUUAGGGCCCUUGAGCCACCGCAAGUGAGCUGGAGGACUGGGGUUGUGCGAGGGCUCCUGCGGCACCUGCCCGCAGAGGUUCAGAGCACACAUGCUUCAUUAGUCAGGAUGUCAGACACUGAGAAUUCGCUCAUGAGAAGUGGCACCUUGAGGAGGAAUGAUCAGAAACAGGGGUCAACAGGAUCAAGUCAUCCUAGCAAGUACCAUGUGAAAAUGAGAUAUUCUGUAAAUAAUCCGAUAACAGAAAAUGCAUUCUGUGACAAUGUAUCACCUGUAGUACAACUUUGUGAUCCAUGUAAAGAUUACAUAUGUCAUUUGUAAUAAAGUCCAUAUAUUUUAACAUUAAUAAUCUUAGUGGAUAAAAGGUA
Messenger RNA from Hemicordylus capensis (graceful crag lizard), 6364 nucleotides. It is a transcript of the gene PLA1A, whose product is annotated as phospholipase A1 member A. The record is from RefSeq and is a predicted model, not a curated record. Bases 188 to 1558 code for a protein of 456 amino acids. Lineage: Eukaryota; Metazoa; Chordata; Lepidosauria; Squamata; Cordylidae. Gene Ontology annotation, biological process: lipid metabolic process. The transcript is spliced from 11 exons. Gene Ontology annotation, molecular function: carboxylic ester hydrolase activity; lipase activity.